CUCAUUAUCUUCUCCAUUCUCUCUCUACAAAUCUCUCUAUAAUCCUGUAGCAAAGCAGUACUAAUAGGAGUAUUUGAUUGCAAACCUCCAAAUCACAAAACUCACAAACUUCCAAACUAAGAGAAUUAUACCAGUUUACCAGAUUUUCCUGCACCUUACCUACAAACUACAACACCACUUCUUCUUUCUCUCUCUUCCUUUCUUUCUUCUUUCUCUCUCCCAUUUAUUUACAGACAAGCAACCUCCAAUAUAUCUAAAUCAUUAAAAAAAAAAGUAAUCCCAAAAAGAAAAAACUUAAUUAAUCAAUAAUCUUGAUUAAUUUUAAAUGGGUAGUAGUACAUCUGAUCAUCUGUUUGUAUUACAGAAAUUAAACUCGGCGUGCUAAUUAGCUCAUGGAAAAACAUACUCCAACUAGCAACUGCAGAUUAGCAUCAUCAACUAAUUUAGAUCUAUCCAACAAAACCAGCUUUUGGUACUUAUUGUUAUUAUUAUUCAUAAUUUUUAUUAAUAUUAAUACUAAUUAUAUUAAUAAUAAUAAGAUAUGACUAUGGUUCCUGCUCCAAAGCUAUCAAAACCCCUUCAUUUUUUUAAUGGUGGUUGUGGUGGUGCUUCUUCUGAUAUGAUCUUGACCCGAUUCACUGAUGGUACUAAAACUUCUGGUGAUGGGUUUGUUCAUCAAGGUUUCAACAAUAACAAAAUCAAUGGUAUUAAUAACUGUGUUUUAGAAUCUGAUUUAGGGAAUUCUAACCAGAAUAAUAAUAAUAAUAAUAAUUUAGUAUUUAUGGCUGAAGAAGAAGAACAUUCUAGAACAUCUAAUACUAGUGUUAAUGAUGCUGCUGCUGCUAUCACUCCUGCUAUUGCAUCUUCUUCUCCAAUCAGAUCAUCACGAGAUGAAACAUCAAAUCUUUCGCCGUAUUCUGAUCAUCAUGAUAAUCAUGAUAGCUGGUUACAGUUAGGUUUAGGAGGGGCGACGACGACUCAUUUAAAGACUGGUGGAGGAAACGGCGGAGGAAGCGGCGGUGGAGGAGGAAGUGGGUCGUCGUUGAUGCUUGAGUUAAACCUAGGAAGUGGGACCCACGGAGGGAUAAGUAUACAUGAAACGACGUCGUUAGAGUCUAGAUCAGUUAUUCCCCAACGUCCACUUGAUUUUAGUAGUAAUCCUUUUGUUUGUCAUCCACAACAUUCAAUGAUUCCUGUACUUCCAUCUUUUUUACAAUCUCAAAUUCUUGUUCCUCAACCAUUAUUAUCAAAUGAUCAUCAUAAUCAACAAUUAAGUUGGGGAUAUGUUAAUCAGAGAACAUUAGCAGUUGGCGGCGGUUGUUCUUCGUUAUCUCCUUCUUCUUCAUCCUCUAUGCCUUCUAUACAACCGGGUCAAACUGAUGGUGGUUCCUUUUUAACCCGCCCAUUUACACCAGCCGGGUCAUCGGUUGAUGCUGCAGAUUCUGAAUAUAGACUUAUUUAUCCUCCUCCAAGAAGACCUCAUUCUGGCAUUUGGUUUACCCUUCAAGCUUCUUUUCCACAAUCACGAGAGCCAUUUUUGCCUCAAGUAUCCAAGAGUUUUCUCAGGAUUAAAGAUGGAAGAAUGACAAUUGGAGUAGUGAAGAAAUAUUUGGCUAACAAGCUUGGAUUGGAUAGCGAAUCUGAGGUAGAAAUAAGAUGUAGAGGGCAUGAACUAUUACCAUUCUUGACGUUGCAGCAUGUAAGAGACAAUAUUUGGAGUCCAAGGGAAGGUGCUGUCACUUUGCUUCCUGAUUCCUCAACCUCUGAUCAUCUUAUGGUUUUAAAUUAUGCUAGAAGUUCCACGUACUUGCUUCCUACCUCUACCUAAUUGUGCUAGCUAAUGCCCUUUUAAUUAAUAAAUUAGUAAUUAAAAACGUACAAUUAUUAUGGAGGUUUAUUUAAUCUCUGAUUAUUUAUUAAUCCUUUAACGUACAACUUCUUGUAUCAAUAUUUUGUUGAUUAAUUAAAUUUAUGUUACUUAGAAAAAGAAAAAAAAAAAAAAAAAACUCUUAACAAUUGUGGCUUUUUAAUUGUAAUUGCCCUAUUAGUUAAUUUGUAGGUUGAAUUAGCUCCUAAUUAAGCACCCAAAAUGAUAUUUGUUUUGAGCUU
Amaranthus tricolor (Joseph's coat) is the source of this 2109-nucleotide messenger RNA. Its product is annotated as protein LAX PANICLE 2-like. The record is from RefSeq and is a predicted model, not a curated record. The transcript has 4 exons. The coding region runs from base 542 to 1828 and encodes 428 amino acids. NCBI's taxonomy places the organism in Eukaryota, Viridiplantae, Streptophyta, Magnoliopsida, Caryophyllales, Amaranthaceae. Gene Ontology annotation, biological process: multicellular organism development.